AAUUAAUAUGAGCGCUAAAAUAAAUAAAAAUCAAUUUGAGUAAGAUUCAGAAGAGGAAUAAAUAGUGAAAAAGGUUAAGAGAAAUGAAGAGCAAAAGAAAAGUAAUGAUGAGAAUGAUGAUGAAUUUCAAAUUGAUUCACAAUAAGAGGAAGAUGAAGAAGUUGAAGAUGAUGGUAACUAAUUCUAUAAUUAUUUAGGUAUUUAAACCUCUUCUCAUUCCAGUAUAGAUAUAUAGGCCUAUUUAUAACAAAGAGAUCAAAUUCCAGAUAAUGAUGAAGAUGAGGAUGAUAAUUAACAAAAAAUGAAGAAGUAAACUCAACAAAAAUAAUAACAAUAAAAAGUCCCUUAGAAAUAGGAUGAUGAUGAUGAUGAAGAUGAAGACGAAAUUGAAGAUGAGGAUGAAGAAGAAGUAGAUGAUGAAGAUGAUGAUGAUGAUGAUGAUGAGGAUGAUGAUGAUGAUAAACAACCUAAAAAGAAAUUUAAAGUUUAACAACAAUAAUAAUAGCAAAAAAAAUAAAGAUGAUUUUACAUACAGUUUAUUUAUUUCAGC
Messenger RNA from Paramecium octaurelia, 550 nucleotides. The record is from the annotation of a GenBank genome assembly. NCBI's taxonomy places the organism in Eukaryota, Ciliophora, Oligohymenophorea, Peniculida, Parameciidae.